This is a messenger RNA of Notechis scutatus (mainland tiger snake), 634 nucleotides long. NCBI's taxonomy places the organism in Eukaryota, Metazoa, Chordata, Lepidosauria, Squamata, Elapidae. The record is from RefSeq and is a predicted model, not a curated record.
AUGCCUUCCCGGGCGCUGCGGAGGCGGCUGCUGCUGGCGCUGCUGGUGCUGGUGCUGGCGGCGGCUUCCUCGGCUUCUCCGGGGCCGCGGCGGGCUCGAGCCCCGAAGGCGGCUUCGUGGGAGGAGGUGAACGUCCUGGCGCACGGGCUGCUCCAGCUGGGCCACGGGCUCCGCGAGCACGUCGAGCGGCUGGGCGGGCAGCUGCGGGACCUGAACGCCCGGCUGGCGGCGCACAACGCUUCGCUGGCCGGGCUGGAGCGCACGGCGGCCGAGCAGCGGGACCGGCUGGCCCGAGCGCAGAGCCUCUUCGACGGCCGCUGGGCUCAGCUGGACGGGCGGCUGCGAGGGCUGGAGGCCAGGCUCGACGGGACGGGACGGGCGGGAGCCCAGAACAACAGCAGCAGCGGAGGCGGCGGCGCGGAUCCCCGGAGGGACGGCCCGGCGGAGGAGGAGGAGGACCAGGGCGCGCUGCAGAACCUGAUCAGGCGCCAGAACCUGAGGAUGGAGGAACUUCUGCAGAAGAUCAAACAGCAGCAGUUCCGGAUGGACAAGCAGAACUUGCAAAUUAAGAGUCUUCAGAGCAAGGUAUUGGGGGGGGGAGGGGCUGUCCCCGCAGGCUGAAAGCCCCCCUCCC